Pimephales promelas (fathead minnow) is the source of this 1452-nucleotide messenger RNA. Its product is annotated as SUMO-conjugating enzyme UBC9. The record is from RefSeq and is a predicted model, not a curated record. NCBI's taxonomy places the organism in Eukaryota, Metazoa, Chordata, Actinopteri, Cypriniformes, Leuciscidae.
UGUCAAAAUUCAGUCUUUCUACCCCAUAGACUGUAGUUCUUCCCUCGUGCAACAUUUUAAAUGGACGCAUCCAUAGUCGCCUCUAUUAUUGCCUGAUGGUCCUGCGAAUAAAAACAAAUAGACGCUACUCUCCAUUCCACUGUCUUCAUGACUCAACGUUGUUUGUCUAUUUUCCAGGCAUUUUAGACUAAAUCUAGAUGUAAUUUUAAAUCUAUUAUACGACUAGUUUGGCAAAUUUAUGUGGAUUUUUAAUUUUCAAAAUCAAACAGUUGAUGAUCAAGCGCUAGGUGGAUCCGUGAGCAUUAAGUGGUCUCGAGGUCUCUUCCCUAACGUUACACCUUUGGAUCGCUUUAACUUUCGAGAUUUUGUUUUGGAGUUCGCUAAAACCAUUGACUAAAACCGUUUGGUAUUGGCUGGAAAGGUAUUUUAAAACAUUUGUUUAAGGGUGGCGCUGUUGAGUCAUGUCUGGAAUUGCUUUGAGUAGACUGUCACAGGAGCGGAAAGCCUGGAGGAAAGAUCAUCCUUUUGGUUUUGUGGCUGUACCAACCAAGAACCCAGAUGGCACCAUGAAUCUCAUGAAUUGGGAGUGUGCGAUACCAGGGAAAAAGGGGACUCUUUGGGAGGGAGGUUUGUACAAACUGAGAAUGUUGUUUAAGGAUGACUAUCCAUCUUCACCACCCAAAUGCAAGUUUGAACCCCCGAUCUUCCACCCAAACGUCUAUCCUUCAGGUACAGUGUGUCUGUCCAUACUGGAAGAAGAGAAGGAUUGGAGACCAGCCAUCACCAUCAAACAAAUUUUGUUGGGCAUCCAGGAACUUCUUAAUGAGCCCAAUAUUCAGGACCCAGCACAGGCAGAGGCAUAUACGACAUACUGUCAAAACAGGAUGGACUACGAAAAGCGUGUGAGGGCACAAGCUAAGAGAUUCGCUCCCACAUAGAGCAACAAGUGCACAAUCUGAAAGCCUGUGCCGAACAGAUCCAGUUCCCACAUAGCUGCCAUUCUGAUGCUCCAGAAUCCUUCGCCACUCAAUGAAAAUCCCAAAACUGCAGUUGAAAGUUGAAAUAGAGAUUUGGUCAAGUUGGCUUCAGAACCGAAUAAGGAUGGAUGUAAAACAACUCAUUAAGAUGAAAGCAACCAAGAUGGAAGUUAAAGUCGGCUGCUGAUCUGUGACCAGUUACCAAGUGAUGGUUAAAAAAAUAAUAAUAAUAAAUAAGUGUUUUGGUGAGGAAACUGUUUGCAGAUCAGUUGUUCAAAAUCAACUUUUAUACAGAGCAAAGAUGGUAAAAGUGGAGGGUUUCUGUAUAUAUAAUAUAAAUAUUGAAAACGAUUUACUUGACUUUAUAAUUGACUUUUAUUUACUUUUUUAUCGUUUCAUUACAUUAAUUAAAAUGUGUGGCCAUAAUAAAUGUAUGAGUAUGUAUUAUUUAAAAUAAAAAGAAGUGGUUGCUACA